UGACAUUCUUGACAUCAUCUUACGUAACAGAUUAUCUGCCAAUUUAAUAUCGAGAGUUAAAUUUAAAGCAGAGAAAACAACUCUGCAGUUUUAGCUUGAGUAAGAGACAGUGUGUGACUUCCCUCUCAUCGGCCCUGAGUUUUUAGAAGUAGGUAAGAAACCAAAAUGGCCGAAGGUCGUGGUGAUCCCCCGGCCAUUUUCACCCCUCAAGAGGAGGAAUACAUUCGCGAAUAUGAGGAAAAUGGGGACAUUGAUCAACAGCUCCUGAGGGACAAAGACGUUGCCUCUCAGAAACUAUGGAUGUCCUUCCAAGACUCAGCCACUGCUGUGGCUCAUCUUUUCAGAGAUUGUCAGUACCAAGCUGGAGUAAAAGCUUGGGUGCCUUUCCAUGAGAGUGCUAGUGCUGUAACUCAUCUAUAUAAAGACUCCGUGGAUGUGUGUCGGCAAUGCUGUGAUUCAGGAAUAAAGUAUGGACAACGAAAAAGAACUAAAGAAAUUGUAUCGUGGGUUAAAAGAAAACGCAAACAUAUCAAGAGAGAAGAACUGCUAGCCUUUCUCCUGGAUAAGCCGUAUUCAGAGUCCUCUAAACACGAAGAUUUUGAGCCAUCUGUUGGGCACCAAUUAAGUGGGUUGUCACUGGGUCACAUGUGUCCAUCUGGAAUAAACCAUUACCAAUCCCCGUCGUAUCCGUCCCCGAGUGUGUCUCCAAGGAGAAGACUGUGCAGAGAAGACAGUGACGGAGAGACUGUGGUCAAUUCUAGCGGACGGAAACGAUCAGCAAACAGCAGUAGUCUCGAUGUGGAGUCUGGGUUUAGCCCAAUUGCUAAACGUAUAAGACUGUGAUUGUGUUAUUUAUUGUUACUAUAGCUAUUAUGGCAUCACAUGAAUUUUGUUGUUCAGUCA
Halichondria panicea is the source of this 903-nucleotide messenger RNA. Its product is annotated as HUWE1-associated protein modifying stress responses-like. The transcript has 4 exons. NCBI's taxonomy places the organism in Eukaryota, Metazoa, Porifera, Demospongiae, Suberitida, Halichondriidae. The record is from RefSeq and is a predicted model, not a curated record. Bases 166 to 843 code for a protein of 225 amino acids.